GCCCCGGCUCCCCGCUCCAAGUUGCUGCGGCCGACGGGGAGGACAAGAUGGAGGAGCAGCAAGUGGCGGAGGCCUCGCACUGCGCGGAUGACUUGCGGCUACCGCUGCGGAAUCUGGUGCAGGGACUGCGGGAAGUGGCGUCGCAGCUGCGAGAGGGAGAAUCGUGGACAUUGGAAGAUUUUGACUUGCAAUUCUUCUGGAAAACUCUAGGUGAGUGUUUCAAAGCAGUAUCUCAGGAAGCCACAAAGCUAAGUUUGGCUUUUUCAAAGCCACCUCUGCCAUCUGUACAAGACUGCCAGAAGCUCACUGCUGAAAUUCAGAAGAGCAUCCUUAAUGUAGCCAGUGUGUAUUACUGGUUACCAAAGAGUCAAGGCUUGACUUUACGUCGAUUAGUUCGAAAUGCCACCAAGGACGUAGUGGAGGGAGUUAUUCAACUAUUGAAUGUGAUACUGAGCACACCACUUCAAAGUUUGUCCCAGGACCAACUGACAUCCACGGGUGGAGUCUGGGAAGCGUGUGACAGGUUUUCCAAGAUACCAAAAGAUAAUCAUGCAGCUGUUCUAUCCCUGAUGUCCACUUACUCUGCUAUUGUCGAAGAUGCUUUGGAAGAAAUGAAACAGGCUCAACAUGCAGAUAAUGCAGAUCCAUUCAGUAACAUUUUUGAAGAUGACGAUUCCUACUUGCGAGAAAAUCGGGACACUUACUGGUCAGAAGAAGACAAACAGGUCAUAGCUCCUUGUUUGGGACUACUGAAAGCAGCCAAAGCAUGUUUGAAAAAAGUCUCCGAAGCUGUUAAAAAUCAUGGAAAGGUAGACACGUUGCAAAACAUAACACAGUUGGAUGAUCUGGGUGAUGUCACCAAUGAAAUUAGCCCCAGUGUUGAUGAAUUGGUCUUAAGUCUUUAUCCUCCAAUGAAUUAUAUCACUGUUCAAAUGAAUGCUGUGAAGGUUGCUUCUGUGUUGAAAAAAUCACUGGAAAUAACCAAAUCCAGUCACGUGUGCCUCGAAUCAGAGAGCAACUGGUUGCAGUUCUUAAGCGGAGCAAUUGAUCACAAUAUGGACAAAGUGAAAGAUUUAACACAUGGUUCUUAGCUUGUAAAAGGAGUUUACCGUUACCUGUCACUUACAGAGAACAAUAAUGGACUGAAAAAGCAUAUGUUUGUUCUAUUCAGGAAACUCAACCGGUAAAUAAACACUGUGGUCAAUACUUUAAUUGUCGAUAUGACUGUGUUUGUAUGCCUGUGAUCUAUCUCCAGGGUAACCAAAGCAUCUUAAUUUAAAAAUUGUCUGAAUAUUGAUUCUUUAAAUGCACUCUGAUCUAGCAUUGUUGUAUAUUGGCAUGAAUUCUGUUCUGAAGAAGAAAGAGUGCCUUUUGUUCUUUGAAAAUUGCAGUAAUAUUUUAACAUCAAAUCCAGAUUUAUUUUAGUUUUUGAGAUAGGUUUUAUCUUUCCAUCAGAAAUGCACAAAAGUCUUCUGUGUCUAAUAAGAUUUACUAUGUAUUACUUUAGUCUAAAUUAGUCCAGUUUCCAUAAGAUGCAUGAUCACAGCAUAGAAUAUAUUUAGUUUAGUUUUGAGACACUGCAUGGAAAUAGGCUCUUCAGCCCACCAAGGCCCUACCAACCAUCAAUCACCUGUUCAUACUUGUUCUAUGUUAUUUAACUUGCAUUCACUCGCUACACAUGAGGGGCAAUUUGCAGAGGCCAAUUAACCUAACAUCCCACAAGUCUCUGGAAUGUGAGGAAACCCACACGGCCACAAUGACAACAUGAAAACUCCACACAGACAGCAUCAGGGGUCAGCAUUGUACCUGGGUCUGUGGUGGUGUGAUGCAGCAGUGCUACCAGCUGCACCACUGCACCACCUACAUCUUAUCUACUGGGGUAAAUUAUGGAAUUUAAUUCAUGGGCAGAAGGAUAACAUUUAAGACAGUCAGAAAGUUUGCUGUGAAAUUAAGUCUUCCAUAUAGACUAAAGAAAAUGUACAUUUUUUAUGAGCUUUAUUAAAGUUUAUUCUGUUCUUGAUUAUCAAAUUGUAUUAUUGUUUUUUUAACAUCUUGUUCUUGUCCUGUCGAAAUUCACAGUUUGGAAUUUUGAACAAAGGUUUGACUGAUUUGAAAUUAAAGACCAUAUUGCACAAUG
Amblyraja radiata (thorny skate) is the source of this 2137-nucleotide messenger RNA. It is a transcript of the gene ccndbp1, whose product is annotated as cyclin D-type binding-protein 1. Gene Ontology annotation, cellular component: nucleus. Lineage: Eukaryota; Metazoa; Chordata; Chondrichthyes; Rajiformes; Rajidae. The transcript has 11 exons. The record is from RefSeq and is a predicted model, not a curated record. Bases 48 to 1091 code for a protein of 347 amino acids.